This is a messenger RNA of Parnassius mnemosyne (clouded apollo), 1158 nucleotides long. Lineage: Eukaryota; Metazoa; Arthropoda; Insecta; Lepidoptera; Papilionidae. The record is from the annotation of a GenBank genome assembly.
AUGUACAUUAGUGUUCAAGGCCAUUCCAUUCCUAUGAAGAUGAUUGGUGACAGAAAUUUCACAUUCUCAGCAUUAGGUUCAAAGUACGGGCACCACGUGGACGAGCUGGAUGUAAUCACAGACGAUGGAUAUAUUUUGAAAAUGUAUCACAUCCCUGGCGACAGGACUAGGCCAGUUCUUCUGCUACCUGGGAUGAUUCAAGACGUUGAAGUAUUUAUAGUUAGAGGAAAUAAAUCCUUAGCAAUAACUCUUGCCAACAAUGGCUACGAUGUAUGGGCUCUUAACCCAAGAGGAAUCAUACAUUCUAGAAAUCAUGUUCACCUGAAUCCUGAUCUUGACUUGAAAUUCUGGGACUUCAGUUUCCACGAAAUGGGAUAUUAUGACCUUCCAGCAGCGAUAGAUUACGUCUUAGAAAGAACAAAGGAGCGGCAGCUGAGCGCUAUAGGUUACUCCCAAGGCAAUACAAUAUUUUAUGUGCUGGGAUCAACAAGGCCCGAGUAUAAUGACAAGAUCAAGGUAAUGAUAGCACUCGCGCCAGUUUGUUUUCUACAUCACUUGAAACCACUCACAUCCUCCUUAUUGGCGAUGGUGCCAUCUGUCGGCUAUUUGUUACGCUCUAUUGGAAUGGAAGAAUUGUUAAAUGAUGACUCUUUGAUAAAACGUCUAUUUCAAAUGUUAUGUAGUCGAAAGGGGAUAGGCUAUGAGCUCUGUAUACAAGAUUUAUUUUUCGAAAUUGGUGGAAAUCAUCCGGAUGAAUUAAAACCUGAAAUAGAACCUGAAUUUUUACCUUACAUCUUUGCCAACUAUCCUUCCAGCACGUCCAGAAAGAACAUAGUGCAUGUCAGUCAAGUUGCAUUACGCAGGAAAUUUGCUCAAUAUGACUACGGUCCAAAACAAAACCUUGCUCUGUACAAUGCCCGCUCUCCACCAAAGUAUGAUUUACGAAAAGUGAGAAUGAAAAUAGCUCUCUUUUUGAGUGACAACGACGGUAUAUCUACAAUAGGAGAUACGCAACUCUUAAGGAACAUGUUGCCCAGCGUUGUGGACUACCACCUAUUAUCAGGGAAGAAGCUCAACCACUUUGACAUGGUAUGGGGACGAAAUAUUGACAAAUAUCUGUUCCCGCACAUAUUAUCUGUAUUAAUUAAAUAUGAUUAG